Molecule: messenger RNA, 813 nt
Organism: Penaeus monodon (black tiger shrimp)
Lineage: Eukaryota; Metazoa; Arthropoda; Malacostraca; Decapoda; Penaeidae
Product: myosin light chain kinase A-like
Exons: 2
Coding region: 1-813 (270 amino acids)
Biological process (GO): signal transduction; protein phosphorylation
Cellular component (GO): cytoplasm
Molecular function (GO): protein kinase activity; ATP binding
Source: RefSeq, a predicted model, not a curated record
AUGGAUCGCGCUCAGAGAGUGAACCAGGAAAUCCAGGUCCCCAGGCGGCCUAACCCAGCACACCCGCUCAAACAGAGGAUUAUUAGGAAAGUGUGGCACAUGCCCAGUCUGUCCAUUGAGCAGGCCGACGCCAUGCUCGGCAACGAGCCAAUUCUGCUGGGAAAGGGAGCGUUCGGAGUAGCGUAUCUCACCUCGAGGAAAAACGCAGUUGUAAAAUUCUCAUUUGAUUACACCGCCUAUGUAGCUGCCCUUACUGAGGCUCAAGCUAUGUCAGCUCUCAAGGCUGUUCCGGGAGUCCAGCGGCUCGGGGGCGUGUGUCUGGAGCGGGCCAUGAUCGCCACCGCGUACGCCGGCCCGAUUCUGUACGACUGGCUUUGCAAGGCUGAUGCGCUGCUCCCCGAGGAGUGGUUCGCCAUCGCCAUAAAGGUCGCCGAAGUCUUCCGGGCCAUCCACGCGAAGGGCAUAAUUCACAACGACAUCAAGAACGACAACAUCUGCGUGAAGAAAACCCCCAACGGCGUCAAGGUCACCGUCAUCGACUUCGGCAUGUCCAAGCGCGAAGGCCAACGCCUAUACCUGGGCGGAUCCUGGACUCGAGAUUCGCACUAUCCUCCCGAGUUCUUCAGGACUCAGGGUGGCAAAUGUAGCAGCCUCUCCGACGUCUACAGCGUCGGAAAGGUCCUAAAUCAGAUCUCGAGUUGCGUCAACUUGCGAACGACCUCGGUCCUGAAGUGGUACAAGAGUAGCCAGAGCGAGCACGCCGACUCUCGCGACGGUCUGGACGCGCUUCUGGAGGCCCUCAGGUCGAAAUAG